UUCGAUUUGAAAAAUUAAUUGCUGAACAUGUACAUGACUGUAUUCUCACACAAACACAGUCUGAAGUGAAGAGGAAUGGAGGAAUCUGAAGAACUAGUGUAGUGAAGUGCACAAUGGCCGACCAGGACGGUGUCCAAUCGUCCAGUAGCAGAAUGAAAGGAACGACUAUCGUCAAACCCAUCCUCAUUGGCAAUACAUCUCGCUACUUUGGAAAGAAACGCGAGGAAGAUGGCCAUACCCACUCUUGGACAGUCUACGUCAAACCUUAUCGAAAUGAGGAUAUGAGCAUUUGGGUGAAGCGUGUCCAGUUCAAGCUGCACGACAGCUAUCCCAAUCCAACCAGAAUCGUUACCAAGCCACCUUACGAGGUGACCGAAUCGGGAUGGGGCGAGUUUGAAAUCAACGUCAAGAUAUUUUUCAACGAUGCCAACGAAAAACCGGUGAACACGUACCAUCUAUUGAAGCUGUUCCAUAGUGACGCCACUGGUAUCAUUAAGAAGCAUGUUGUCAGCGAACUGUACGAUGAAAUUAUUUUCACGGAGCCCACGCACACCACGCUGCAGCUGUUGACACAGGGCAAGAUUCCAAACAGUGCUCGACAAGAUGCAGCUAAUGAUUACAAGGAGCUGGAAGAGGUCACGCUGGAACGGAUCGCCGCCACCCGGCGAAAGAUCGACCAGGAGAUCGCCGAGCUGCGCGCCAGCAUCCAGCACAACGAGGUGCUGCUGCCACAGCUCAAGGGAGCGGCCGGCAAGUCGGCGGUGCCCAGUGUGCCCCAGACCGCCCCGCCGAUUCUUUCGUCGGGCGGCGGCGCUCCGGCCAAUCCGCUGGUGGCAGCGAUAGCGUCAUCGUCAGCGUCGUUGCCAGCACAGUCAUGACAUCACGCUUGCUGAACACGCACCGGUAUGUAUAUAAUUUGUCGGCAUGUGCGUGUAGAAUCGCCGUCGCACCCCGACUGUCGUACACGAAUCCGCAAUGUAAAUAGCCUAGGUCCUCUACUCCUCUCUUGUUGUACAAAGCUUGAUUCUAAUGUAAAAUGCAUUUCCGUUGCAUGCAUGUUAGGAUAUUUCUCUGUAUGCUUAUAACACACAUCAUUUUCACGGAAACGAAACACUUCCAUUGUCACGGAAACGAAACGCUGCACAAGUAAGACAUUGGCUGCUCUUCAUAAUUAUAUACCCACAAAACCUCCAUGACGUCCAGCUCUUCUGCGUGAAGUGUCCAGGUGCAUUCUUCAUAUCAUACAUGUACAUUAUCUAGUCCUCGGAUUCACUCUACAUACUCUCCUUGAUCUUGUAUAGAAUAUCAUUAUUAUUGUAUGCACGGUACGCUUUUCAACUCCCUCAAGCUGAUGAGCAUGCACGGUACUACUGA
This is a messenger RNA of Sycon ciliatum, 1374 nucleotides long. RefSeq names its product YEATS domain-containing protein 4-like. NCBI's taxonomy places the organism in Eukaryota, Metazoa, Porifera, Calcarea, Leucosolenida, Sycettidae. Bases 114 to 878 code for a protein of 254 amino acids. Gene Ontology annotation, biological process: regulation of DNA-templated transcription. The transcript is spliced from 7 exons. The record is from RefSeq and is a predicted model, not a curated record.